GCGGCUCCGCUGGUGUUCUCGUCUUUCAUGAUUGGUUUUCGAGGUACGACGCACUGACGCACUCUGAGUCUCUGACAAAACACUAACGAGUAACGAAUUAUCAUCAUUGGUCUACAAUCGCCUGCGUUUCUAAGAUGGCCCAAGGCACACGUGGCUCUGCAGCUCCCCUCUCUGAUCUUCUCAUGCAGCUGGAGGACUAUAACCCAACGAUCCCUGAUGCAGUGACCUCCUACUACCUCAACACUGCUGGCUUCGAAGCUAGUGAUGCCAGACUAGUGCGUCUCAUCUCUCUAGCGGCGCAGAAGUUCAUCUCGGACAUCGCGAACGACGCGCUGCAGCACUGCCGGAUGCGCAGCCACCAGCAGGGCGGCGGCAAGCAAGGCAGCGCCGGCGGUGGAGCGGCCGGUGCUGGUAAAGUUGCAGGCAAAGACAAACGCUACACCCUCACCAUGGACGACCUAGCCCCUGUGCUGGCUGAGUACGGCGUCACCGUCAAGAAGCCUCAUUAUUAUUUAUAAAAUAUUCGUCUGUAUAUUGCUGUCCUUAGGGAAAGUAAACAUGUUCUAUAUUCACCAUGGACGACCUAGCCCCUGUGCUGGCCGAGUACGGCGUCACCGUGAAGAAGCCUCAUUAUUAUUUAUAAAAUAUUCGUCUGUACAUUGCUGUCCUUAGGGAAAUCUGUGUGCUCUUUAGUUUGUAAACUAGUAUUGAUUAUAAUGGCAGCUUUUUGCGAAUAAUUUUUGUCUGGGUGAAACCAUCUUUGCAGGACAGAAGCUUUCUUAUGCUGAAGCUCGAAGCUUGCGAUCGAUUAAACAUGAGCAAGAAAGAUCAUUGAUAAAACUGAGUAUUGUCUCAGCAUUCAUAAUCAAGAGCUUCUCAUACCUAUGGAUCUAUUAUUUUGACCUAAGUAAUGGGACAAGAAAAGUAUUGAAUGAUUCGAAUGUUUCACCAAGCCUCGCAUAUUAGCUCAAGGCUCUAAAUAUGAAAUUCGAAGUUUACAGCUAGAGCUGUUGACGCCUGUAUUCUUCAGGUUUAAAUCCUUGUCAGCGUUCUUCCAUGACUUGUUUAAAAUUGUCCAAUUUGUUAGGACAAUACUUAAUAAUUUUUUUGAUUUGCUCGCCCAUGUUUGAU
Hyalella azteca is the source of this 1131-nucleotide messenger RNA. RefSeq names its product transcription initiation factor TFIID subunit 10-like. Gene Ontology annotation, cellular component: transcription factor TFIID complex; nucleus; SAGA complex. Bases 135 to 518 code for a protein of 127 amino acids. The transcript is spliced from 5 exons. Lineage: Eukaryota; Metazoa; Arthropoda; Malacostraca; Amphipoda; Hyalellidae. Gene Ontology annotation, biological process: transcription initiation at RNA polymerase II promoter. Gene Ontology annotation, molecular function: RNA polymerase II general transcription initiation factor activity; promoter-specific chromatin binding. The record is from RefSeq and is a predicted model, not a curated record.